UCUCGCGUGUUCCCCACAUAUCGUCAGGGGCACUUCCAUCCUCCGUUCCGUCCCUACGGCAAUUCCAGGGCGCCGACAUUAAGCGCCUCCUAAUGCCGGUACCGGCCCUUCCUGAACAUACUUGGAGGUCGACCCCUGUUGAUCAGUAUUGCAAGUGCCAGACACCAGUAUACAUUCGGUACACGAGGGUAUUCGACACUGCCAAGUUGUCCCUCCAUUGUAGCCCCACACGGGACAACUCCGAGAAUAUGUCGUACGAGCAUCGAUGACAACCAUGUCGCUGCCGGAUGCUGUACUGUGCGCUCUUUCUUCCUGACACCAAACCCUUGGGCUGCGCAGGCAAUCGGACGUGUGCACACCUCGUGCAAACACUACGUUUCUUUGUCACACCUGCGUCAGUCGCUCGCAGGCAGUUCUGUUGACACCCACCAUCGGAAAUGUCCCGGCUUGCCAUCGGGAGAGAAGUGAAAGAGACAGAGCGACUUCUCGCUUAGGCGUCUUACAACGACACACCAUGUUUACAAAUCUUUGUCCCUCGAGACGCAGUUGUAAAGACUACAAGUACACGAUAUACUGCGGAUCGGGAGACUCCGAGAACAAUAUGGAGAGUCGGGAAACACAGUCGGGACAUCUUGGGCGCUUUUGGAUGAAUCCGGGAAGACGACUGACGAUGGUUAACCAGGUGCAUACCGACGAUUGUAGCGAGUCGGGCAUGAUGCCCAAACAUGGAAGGAUGCCCGAGGACCCCUAUAUGCUUAGGUAAACAAACUCCGGUGCUCCGCCAUACCACACGGUUGCCGGUGCUGUCAGACAUCAUCG
This is a messenger RNA of Dacryopinax primogenitus, 819 nucleotides long. RefSeq lists its product as uncharacterized. Lineage: Eukaryota; Fungi; Basidiomycota; Dacrymycetes; Dacrymycetales; Dacrymycetaceae. The record is from RefSeq and is a predicted model, not a curated record. The transcript has a single exon. The annotation marks the transcript as partial.